GAAAAGAUCUGUGGACGACAUUUCUUGUCUCUGUUGAGAGUAUUUUAUUUGUGUGUCUGUGUCUCAUCAUGAGGAGUGAUUUGUUCUUUGUGCUGUUAUCAGGGUUUCUAUCAGUUCAAGAAAUGGCAAAUGGAGCAGAAGAGAAUGCAGCACUAUGGGGCACAAGCAGUCAGUCUUCAAAUUACGUGGAUUUAUAUUCAACAUAUGCUAUUGAUGGUGAUCCCACCACCAGGUCUGAAACCGCCACAGAGACCAACCCGUGGUGGAGAGUGGAUCUACUGAAUGUAUACAGAGUGAACCGAGUGGCCAUCACUAACAGAGCUAGCUACUAUUUCUUCAGGAUAGAUGGUUCAGUUCUUCGAGUUGGAAACUUUCUUGACAUGUACAGCAACCCCAUAUGUGCUGCAAUUUCUACUAUUCCAUCUGGGGUCACAGCAAACUUCUCAUGUGGUGGAAUGGAGGGACGUUAUGUGUAUAUACAUAUUCCUGGAAAUCAGAAGAUUCUUGCUCUCUGUGAAGUUGGAGUCUAUGGGUAUUUGUUAGAUAAUUUGGCAAUUGGAGGAACCGUUAAACAGUCAUCAACAUAUUUCUCCUGGUUUGCUGGACAGGCCAUUGAUGGUAAUCGAGGUUUCAAUACGCAGGCGAAUACAGCAUGCUCCUCUACCAACAUUGAGAGUAGCCCUUGGUGGAGUGUGGAUCUCAAUCAUGUGUACCAAGUCAACACGGUGGUCAUCUCUAAUAUAAUUUGUUGUCCAGAACGAAUUAUUGGAGCUGAGAUUCGUAUUGGAAACUCCUUGGAGAACGAUGGCAACAACAACCCCAUAUGUGCUGUUAUUCCCAGUAUUCCAGCAGGUAACUCCUCCAAAUUCUCAUGUGGUGGAAUGGAGGGGCGUUAUGUGAAUCUGAUCAUUCCUGGAAAUAUGAAACAGCUCACUCUGUGUGAGGUGGAGGUCUAUGGAGAAGGUCCUCUUUAUAAAAAAAUAUUUGUAAAGAUGCAGUUUAACUCCAAAGCUGAUUUGACCAACCCUAUAAUGACUGACAACAUUCUGAAACAGUUGGAAUCUGUUCUGGCAAACAGAGGAUACUCAAACGUGACAAUCAGUUGGUCUCAAACCCCAAAACAGGUCCCAAAGGUGGAAACUGCAAAAGCUCCUUGCAGAAAAUUCAACUAAUACCCUUCAAUAUCUUUGACAAGCUGAGUGCUAUUUCUUUUUUUACAUUGCCUGAAAUUUCUUCUGACAUUCAUGAUUACAUAUUUACAAUGUAAAGACUCUUAUAGCACAUCUGCUAAAUUUACUGUUGAUUCAAAUCAGUUGAUCUGUAAUGACUAGUUGAACUUGUGAUUUACCUAUAAUAUAUCAACAUAAUGCAUUAGAAAAUAGAUGAUAAAAAAUAAAACAAUCUAGAUGAACAAGUGCUAAAUGCUAAAUGCUAAAUGAUUAUUACCUAUGGAAAAUGUUUAUUUAUUAUGGUUUCUUUGGUGUCUACAAUGCAUUUUAUUUUGCAGAAUAAUUCAAGAGGAAAGUUGCAGUAGUCUUUAUUUUGUUAAAUAUCAGAUAGUCAUUAAAAAGUUCUAUCCAAAUACUCAUCACUGAUUCAGUUUCUUUGGAAGUCUGAUUCACAAUUCUUAUGAAUCUGGUUCAUAAUAAAGUUUGCCAUUUUUAGUGUG
Myxocyprinus asiaticus (Chinese sucker) is the source of this 1669-nucleotide messenger RNA. RefSeq lists its product as uncharacterized. NCBI's taxonomy places the organism in Eukaryota, Metazoa, Chordata, Actinopteri, Cypriniformes, Catostomidae. Bases 69 to 1172 code for a protein of 367 amino acids. The record is from RefSeq and is a predicted model, not a curated record. The transcript has 9 exons.